AUGAAUGCCGCGGCGACCGAAGAUCAGAACAAGGGAGUUAAAUCUGUCGCUGAAGACGGCGAACAGGGAGACGUCAUAGACACGUGCAAGGACGAUGUCGAAGCCGAUGACGCCCAGCAGCAAAGAGAGGCCUCCACCACGUCGGAAGACGAGGAAGCAGUCGAACCCCAUGUCGCCGCCCUGAGGGAAACGUACACGCACGAAAAAUUGUGCAUGAUCCGUUUCCUCAGGGACGACCUGGGGAAUGGCUGGCACUCAGUCGCCAGGAUGUACAAUUGGUACUGGUAUCCUGAUCACCCUAAGGGUGUCUACAAGGACGCCCUGUACUCAAGGUACGAAAAGGAAGUACCUAAAGACGAUCGUGGCAAUGCCGGAAUGUUAGGGGCUGAUGACGACUGGGAGGACGAGUCAGAGCAGAACAACGAAGCGACAUGUAUCGUCGAAAACGGUAACACCAUCAACCAGGGAGACGCCAUGGACACGUCCAAAGACGAUGACGAAGCCGAUGACACCCUAGAACAGGGAGACGCCAGCGACACGUCGGAAGAUGAAGAUGAAGACGAAGAGCCACCCGCGCCCCGGCGCCUAGGCGCCCUCACUCUUAUCACUGCCGCGCUUGCGGUCAUCUUGAUCUGA
Messenger RNA from Tricharina praecox, 636 nucleotides. RefSeq lists its product as uncharacterized. Bases 1 to 636 code for a protein of 211 amino acids. The record is from RefSeq and is a predicted model, not a curated record. The transcript is spliced from 3 exons. Lineage: Eukaryota; Fungi; Ascomycota; Pezizomycetes; Pezizales; Pyronemataceae.